CUUCUUUCCAGAGGAAGAGGAAUGUCAGACAGGACUCGUAUGUCAACACUGAAGAUCCUCCGGAGAGAGGCGUACUCCCAACAACCUGAUGGUCCUUUGAUGACGCUUUCUAUCUCUUUUCUCCGCGGACAUUGACUUCACCCAAGAGAAGAGCAGCCGCCGAGCCCUAGUGUUCCCCGGACGAUGACAGAGUUUGCACGGAGUUAAAUCUGCAAUCUUUACACAUAUUUAAAUCAGAGGGGAGGGGGGGGAAUUGGUGGGAAUCUGAUUAGCUUUAGCCUUGAGGUUAGCCUGUUCGUUCGGUAGAUUAUAAAUCCAUUCCAACCCGUGUGGCACACUGUUGACAUGAUGUUUCCAUCAUCGAGACACUCGGCGUCAGCACAGUCCGGUCAGCCCCUGAAGUUCACCACCUCAGAUUCCUGCGACCGCAUCAAGGAUGAGUUUCAGUUCCUCCAAGCACAGUACCACAGUUUGAAGAUGGAGUGUGACAAGCUGGCCAGUGAGAAGUCAGAGAUGCAGCGUCAUUACAUCAUGUAUUAUGAGAUGUCGUAUGGCCUGAACAUUGAAAUGCACAAACAGGCUGAAAUAGUCAAGCGGCUCAGUGGGAUCUGUGCCCAGGUGAUCCCGUACCUGUCCCAGGAGCAUCAGCAGCAGGUGAUGGGCGCCAUCGAGCGAGCCAAGCAGGUCACGCCCCCAGAGAUGAGCUCCAUCAUUCGGCAACAGCUGCAGGUGCACCAGCUGUCCCAGCUGCAGGGCCUGGCGCUGCCCAUGACCUCCCUGCCCAUGGGGCUGACCCCGCCCACGCUGCCCGCCGUCUCCUCCAGCUCCGGGCUGCUGUCCCUCACCUCCAUCCUGGCCAACCACUCCCACAGCCAGGCCCAGCUGGCCAAGGAGGACAAGGCCAGGGAGGCGGCCGAGAGGGAACAGCGGGAAGAGGACGGGGACAAGUCGGACUAGCGGAGUGUGGGAGAGGGGGCGAGAGGGGGGAGGCGGGCGGGGCGGACCAGACUAACCAAUGACGGAAGAGGAGAGGUGGGAGGAAAGGUGGAGGUAGCGUGUGAUUGGAGGAGGGAGGGAGGAAGGAAGGAGGUGAUAACGUUUAGAGGAGGUCAGCGUGAGGCUCUAGCUAGAGGCUGUGGGGUCAGCGUGAGGCUCUAGCUAGAGGCUGUGGGGUCAGCAUGAGGCUCUAGCUAGAGGCUGUGGGGUCAGCGUGAGGCUCUAGCUAGAGGCUGUGGGGUCAGCGUGAGGCUCUAGCUAGAGGCUGGGAGGUCAGCAUGAGGCUAUGAGGUCAGCAUGCACAGCGUGUUGUUGCUUCAGAGGAGCACGCUAACCGGUGAAUGCUAACGGCAGCGUCCCCCGCAGUGUUCACAUCCUUCAGGAGUCCUACCGUACUCCAUCUCCCACAAUCCUCCUCUUCUGUUUGGUUCUUUUUGAUUAUCGCUUUAUUGAAAGAAAAAAAAAAUCUAAACUGUAUAUUUCAUCGUUUUGUUUGGGGCUGUUUUUCUUUCGUUUUCUUUGAGGUAUUUUUGUUCAUCCUCCCCGAUAUGAAAUGUACUCCUGUUCUUUCCUCUUAACUGCCCUGUGUGUUGCUUUCAUUCUGCUCUCUAAUCGCACAACUUUUUAUCAGUUACCCCCCUAAUAUUUCUGGACCACGAGGCGAUUCUCUGAACCGGGGGCCAAGAUGGCCGCCGCCUGGAGCUCGACGAAGCGCUUUCUUGGAUCAACUUGUUGUCCUCUACUGAGCUCAUCACCUCAGCCUUGUACCUCACCCCUACAAAAAGUGUAUUUUCCAUCAGUUAAACAUACUGUUUUACCUUUUAACUAUAAAAUCAUAGUGAAAACA
Gadus morhua (Atlantic cod) is the source of this 1843-nucleotide messenger RNA. Its product is annotated as TLE family member 5. The record is from RefSeq and is a predicted model, not a curated record. Gene Ontology annotation, cellular component: nucleus; transcription regulator complex. Gene Ontology annotation, molecular function: transcription corepressor activity; protein binding. The coding region runs from base 346 to 957 and encodes 203 amino acids. NCBI's taxonomy places the organism in Eukaryota, Metazoa, Chordata, Actinopteri, Gadiformes, Gadidae. Gene Ontology annotation, biological process: negative regulation of canonical Wnt signaling pathway; regulation of DNA-templated transcription. The transcript is spliced from 7 exons.